CAAGAGGGCGGUGUAAGUGCAGAUUUUAGACCGGUUUCUCGCCGAUACCGAGAGGGAGGACGCUGGACUAGUGAACCCCCGUCAUAUCUACUUGCUAAAGCAGAACACCGGAUCGACACGUUAACCUGCCGGGACGACGAAUUUGACUCACUGUUCCGAUACAACAGCAGAAACUAGAGCGGACGAACCAGGGGACGUUUUGCACAACUUGGAGCUGUCUUUUGGUUAGUAAGGCAGGUUCGGCGGAAAAAGAGGGGGGAGACUUCCAGCCGAGAGGAACCCCGAGCGGCCCGGUUCCACUUCAGCGACCCGAGCCGGGUGGAGCAGGGGGGGGCAGCAGCAGAGCAGCAGCAGCAGCAGCAGCAGCAGCAGCAGCGAGGCCCGGGGGGAGCAGGGGGUUGCCUGUCAGCGGAUCUGAAGUCACGUUUUGACCUGCGAAGGGAGAAGUAACAACUGGGUGCCGGGUCAUCCGGACUGAGACCUCAUGAAUGGAAAUCGGAACAACAGGAGACGCUGGAGCCCAAGCCCUUUUUUCGCUGCCACGUCGACCUGGCUAUGGCACCAUCGGGAAGCCCAUCAAGCUUCUGGCCAACUGUUUCCAGGUGGAAAUUCCCAAGAUCGACGUCUAUCUCUAUGAGGUGGACAUCAAGCCUGACAAAUGUCCUCGCAGGGUCAACAGGGAGGUGGUGGACUCCAUGGUUCAGCAUUUUAAGGUGACCAUCUUUGGUGACUGUCUGCCAGUUUACGAUGGGAAGAGAAGCCUUUACACUGCUACUCCACUACCUGUGGCCACUGGUGGGGUGGAUCUGGAUGUCACUCUUCCAGGUGAUGGUGGGAAGGACCGCCCAUUCAAAGUCUCCAUUAAGUUUGUGUCUUUGGUCAGCUGGCACAUGCUGCAUGAAGUUUUGACAGGACGCGUCAUGGCCGAGCCGGUGGACCUGGACAAACCGAUCAGCACUAAUCCUGUUCAUGCCGUGGACGUCGUCCUCCGACACCUGCCCUCCAUGAAGUACACGCCCGUCGGGAGAUCCUUCUUCUCGUCCCCAGAGGGCUACGAUCACCCACUAGGUGGAGGACGAGAGGUUUGGUUUGGUUUCCAUCAGUCUGUACGGCCAGCCAUGUGGAAAAUGAUGCUCAACAUCGAUGUGUCAGCCACAGCUUUUUACAAAGCCCAGCCAGUCAUCCAGUUCAUGUGUGAGGUACUGGACAUUCACAACAUCGAUGAGCAGCCGCGCCCACUCACUGACUCCCACAGGGUCAAGUUCACCAAAGAGAUCAAAGGUCUGAAAGUAGAAGUGACACACUGUGGAACCAUGCGUAGGAAGUACAGAGUCUGCAAUGUAACACGACGGCCUGCCAGCCUCCAGACAUUUCCCCUGCAGCUAGAAAAUGGUCAGACAGUGGAACGGACUGUGGCGCAGUACUUUAGAGAGAAGUACAACCUGCAGCUCAAGUACCCCCACCUGCCCUGCCUGCAGGUGGGCCAGGAACAGAAACACACCUACCUGCCCCUGGAGGUGUGCAACAUUGUAGCUGGCCAGCGCUGCAUUAAAAAGCUAACAGACAACCAGACGUCGACCAUGAUCAAAGCUACAGCUCGCUCUGCACCAGACAGACAGGAGGAGAUCAGCAGGCUGGUGAGGAGUGCAAACUACGAGUCGGAUCCGUUCGUCCAGGAGUUUCAGUUCCGUGUUCGAGAUGAGAUGGCUCAAGUGACGGGCCGAGUCCUUCCCGCCCCCAUGCUGCAAUAUGGCGGCAGGGUGAGCUCUGAGCCAUUUAUGCCCCAGCAGAUCAACCCUGCACUGUCGUUGCAGAACCGCACAGUGGCCACACCCAGCCACGGGGUGUGGGACAUGAGAGGGAAGCAGUUUCACACCGGAGUGGAAAUCAAGAUGUGGGCCAUCGCCUGCUUCGCCACACAGAGGCAGUGCAGGGAAGAGAUCCUAAAGAGCUUCACUGACCAGCUGCGUAAAAUCUCAAAGGACGCUGGGAUGCCAAUCCAAGGCCAGCCAUGUUUUUGUAAAUACGCCCAGGGAGCUGACAGCGUGGAGCCCAUGUUCAGACACCUGAAAAACACUUACGGCGGGCUUCAGCUCAUCAUCGUGAUCCUGCCUGGAAAGACGCCCGUAUACGCUGAGGUGAAGCGGGUUGGCGACACCCUCCUCGGCAUGGCCACUCAGUGUGUGCAGGUGAAGAAUGUAGUCAAGACGUCUCCUCAGACCCUUUCGAACCUCUGCCUGAAGAUCAACGUCAAACUGGGAGGAAUCAACAACAUCCUGGUUCCACACCAACGACCCUCGGUGUUCCAGCAGCCUGUCAUCUUCCUCGGGGCGGACGUCACUCAUCCUCCAGCAGGAGACGGGAAAAAGCCAUCUAUUGCAGCGGUGGUAGGCAGCAUGGACGCCCACCCCAGCAGGUACUGUGCUACAGUGCGGGUCCAGAGGCCCAGACAGGAGGUCAUCCAGGACUUGGCAUCCAUGGUGCGAGAGCUCUUGAUCCAGUUCUACAAAUCGACCCGCUACAAGCCGACUAGGAUCAUCUUCUACAGAGACGGAGUGUCGGAAGGACAGUUCAGACAGGUGCUGUAUUACGAGCUUCUGGCUAUCAGGGAGGCUUGCAUCAGUCUAGAAAAGGACUAUCAGCCGGGGAUUACUUACAUUGUUGUGCAAAAACGCCAUCACACGCGACUCUUCUGUGCAGAUCGCAACGAGCGGGUUGGACGAAGUGGAAACAUUCCUGCCGGCACCACAGUGGACACAGACAUCACUCAUCCCUACGAGUUUGACUUUUACCUCUGCAGCCACGCUGGAAUCCAGGGUACGAGCAGGCCCUCUCACUACCAUGUUCUGUGGGACGACAACUGUUUCACCGGUGAUGAGUUCCAGCUCCUCACCUACCAGCUGUGCCACACUUAUGUCCGCUGCACGCGCUCCGUCUCCAUCCCAGCACCGGCCUACUACGCCCACCUGGUGGCCUUCCGCGCCCGCUACCACCUGGUUGACAAAGAGCAUGACAGCGCGGAGGGCAGCCACGUCUCAGGGCAGAGUAACGGCAGGGACCCCACGGCGUUGGCCAAGGCUGUCCAGAUCCACCACGACACACUGAGGACCAUGUACUUUGCCUGAGCCCCCACAUCCCUCCAUCUACUCGGACAGUCCUAGUGCCCGCCUUCCAUCAGCUGGCUCAUCUCAAAUGACGUGCCCCGACUGUUGCGACUGCAGGCUGUGUAAGGAUGUAAUAAGCCAGAGAGGAGUUACAGCCACAUUAUGCAAUAAGAAACCAGCCAAUCGUUUCUGCUCUCUCUCUCACCUUCAUCUCCUCUGCUGUAUUCAGUUCAAAGUGGAUUCUGUCUCCUGUUGACACUCACACGUCACAACAACGGCUUCCAGUUUUCACAGCAGCUCAAAGUUUCUUUUUGCUUUCUUUUCUUUCUUUCUUUUUUUUUUCACGUGUUAAGAAAUGGCAGAGCAGCAGGGAAUCCAAAAACUUGGGCUUGAAGCAGAACCAGUGAGGACCCGCCUCGCUCUGUCACCUCACAUUGAGCCUCAUGUUGCUGGUUUAUAGUGUAGAUGGUUUUACAUGUUUGUUUGUGGGGUUUUCUGCUUCUUUAGAUGCAAAAUUGUUUGUGUUGUUUCUCUCUAUCUCUCUAUCUCUCUCGAGCAAAUGUGUGAUUACAAUGGCAGCAUGUUAGUCAAGUACGCUCGUGACACAGAAGUUUCGCCCUCUUGCUGCCUUUGUGGUUACUCUUCUGUCUCCCUUUAAGCCCGUGGGUCCUCUACCAUCACAGACAGUGAAUGAUAUCUUUAUUUUAUUUUACGCAAAGCCACACACAGCCAUCGAUUGUGUAUCGCAUGAGGCCUUACUGCGAGGCGAGGUGCACAAACAGGACUGUUAGAAUACAACGCCAUGACCACAAAAUGAACAAUUUUAAACUUUUUUUUCUUCUAGUUCAGCUCGGUACAAAGUGUAAAAACCAAACGGUCUGUGUGUUUUAUUCCUCUUACUAUUUAUACCUUCUUUAAUUCUUUUUAACUUAAACUAACAUCCAGCAAUAGUUCAGAGCAGACGGAUUAUUACCACCUCAAAACCUUUGGACUUCUCCCAAUUUUUAAACGAGGAUCUGACCAAUGAAGUCGUCACGUUCUCCUUCAGUGCAAUAAGGUGUUAGUGCAGAGCGAGCAGGGUCAGCGCUGAGUGUUGUCGAUGAGGAUUGGCGUGCUGAAAUAGUUUUUUUUUUUUUUGGCAAGUUAUGUGACUUUGGAUGAAGGAUGUUCAGUGUUUGGCAUUCUGUUGAUCAUUAAGGACUGAGGCUGCUGAUGUGAGCGUGUGUGGCUCAGUCCUGAUGUCGGACAGUGUUUGGAGAGAUUCCACAAAGUGCCUGAAUUGUUGGUUAGAGAUUAAGACGUUGGAGGGACAGAAGGUUUUUAACUGUAUGUUGGUUCAGUUCUCUGUAAAUGCAGAAUCCGAGUGAGCCUGUCAAAACAUUGCACUGCCCGACACAUGGGGCUGGACUGUAGCUGAUCUCGAAGCAUGAGCGCGUAUUCCUAAUAAUAAUUUCCUCUCUCACCAUGAGGAAAUACUCACUUUCAUAUCCUCUUCAAACUCUUUGUUUCCACAAUAUUCUGUUAUCAAAAACAUUUAAUCAUCGCACUUAAAAAAACAAAGCUUAUACUAAAGGGCUGCAACGAUUAUGUCAUUUGUUCACUAAUUAAUUGCUAACUUUUUUGAUAUCUUUUAACCUGAGACAUUUUUGAAGAACUCUUUGAUUCCAUGUUAAAGUGUAAGGCCCUUUUUCAUCUAUGACGGGGGGGGGUGGGCGGUGGGAAGAAUAGCUUUGAUAAUAUCACUAAACGCUGAUGGGGUUUUAAAAAUAUUAAAGACAUGACACAGCCGUAUCUACGUUUUUAACGCAGCAUCACAAAAAGGAAAGUUUAGGAUCAUUAACAAAAACAUUUCUCGUUGGAGACGAUAAAAGAAUCUCCUCCUGAUCACAAAAUGAUUGAAAGCAAAGUUUUCUUCUCAAACAUGAAUUAGUUUGAGCAUUUUGUUCCACCGAUCAUCAGCGAGGAUAUAAUCAUGCACCGCUUCAUUGACUUUUGCUUAAAAGAGAUUAAUCAAGUCUAGUUGUAUAUUUUUCUGUCGAUCAGUUGUCGCUCUAGUCCAGAGACAGAACCUUUUGUAGACAUGACUUUAUAUAAUAAAAGAAAACCGAAGAAAGUGUUUUCUGCUGCACCCUGGAGGUUUAUUAAAGAGCAAAUUCUAACAAACUAUUGAGAGUAGAAUCAUGUGAAAGAGGACAUGCUCUGGCAAUAAUCAAACAUUCUGAAGUGUGUCAAAAGCUUUUUAAGCCUUCUAUCAGAAAACAGUCGUCAGACGAUUGUCUUAAGAUUUUCAACACAUGGAGAGCGGUCUGUCGAGGCCUCGCAGUGUAAAACAGACACAGCCUUCAGGUUUCAUCACUUGGACCAAACCAACGUGCCUGGUCAGGGGGAAAGGAGGAGGAGGAGGAGGAGGGGGAGAGGAGGGAGGACUUAGGGGGAGCUGAGGGGUCGUUGCUGUAUCAUGUGUUGACAGCUCUUUACUCUCACAGACUUACAGCAUGGUGUUGAACGGCUCUGCUAACCGCUAACUGUGCUAGCUACUUGUCACUGAACCAAACUGAAGCUGCUAUUAGAAAAAACACAUUUAUUUAAUAUGUCAUCAGAAAUACAUAUAGGCUUUAUUAUAUUAAUAUUAAGAGAACAAGAGGAUAUGGUAUUUGACUGCACUUAAAAUGAUGCAUGUGUUUAUUGCUUUGGAGCAGAGUUUGUGCUUGAUUAUUUUGCCUCUAGAUAAAGCAUUUUAAUUCUAAGAAAUCCGAUAACCCCCCCCGUGUGUUUGAUGUCAGUUUGAAGUUGUUUCUAAUUGUCAGACAUUACCAGCAUUUGAUUUUACUUGAAAGAGAAAUGAGUGGAGGGCAUGUUUAUUGUUGGUUCUGCUUGAUUUCUGAAAGUCUAUAGAGGUAUAAUUAGAGCCUUAUUAAGAGAUCCAUUUCUGCGCUCGUGAUGCCACGUACAGUAAAUCCACCUCUGGAGCCUGUACGCAGCAGGACUCUGUCUUAUCAGAUGCCUUUUUCCUUCAAAUUAAAAGAAUUUUUAAGUCCGGAUUGAGAUAUAUUUAUAUGUAAAGAUUAAAGAUAUUAAUGUAAUGCACACACCACUUAUUUUUUCUAACAAAAUCCUAUUAGAGACAGAGGCGUGCUAGCUGUAGUGAACCAUGGCGUUUAAUAAUCGUCUGUGAGAUUUCUUUUUUUUUUCUUCCAAAUUUAAUAAUGCAAUAGGUUUACUUACUUGUGUGUUUGCUGGUUGACCCGCUACAAAGUGGAGACUGUUUUUAGUCAUGUAAGUGAUCAGAUGAACCUUCACCCCUCCUCUGCAUAGACCUGUGAAAUCCUCCCUCUCGUUGUAUCAUCUCAAAAGCUCCCUCGAAGACGUUUCUCAACGAGAGCUGCAUUAAAGAUUGUCUUUUUUUUUUUUGUUCAUUCUUUUUGCAUUUUCAUGAGCGGAGGAGGGAUGAAAGUUCAUCGUCGGACAUAUUGGUCCGUUAUCAGACUGUGCCUUUCAUGAUGGUGCUGAAAACGAAACGAGUUAAUCAAAGAAAUCUUAACUUUCAGAAAGGCCGCAGAGGCCCAGAGUCUACAUUGAUAAGUAUAUAUUGAUACAUGACGAUACUGUAAGGUGUGAUUGUCUGUGUGUGUGUGUGUGUGUGUGUAUUUUGAGUGUGUGUGUGUGUGAAUUCCUCUGACAUAUGCCAAGAACACAUAAAUAUGCAGACCUGAUCAGUGUGGAGCUGACCGGACCAAAAGGCCUGUGGGGAUCAGUUUCAGACGACGGGCACUCUCAGCACAACCCAAAAAGUAGAACUUAUAAAACGAGGGAAACGUUCUCGACUCUGUAGGUAACGAGUAGAUCUGUGUAGACCUCAUGUAGCAUUAUUUAUUCAACUCUUGUUUCCAUAGGGGAGAUGGCGCUUCCCAUACUGCCGGUUAAACACGUUUCUCCUCCUUUUCAGUGAUUCAUCUUCUCUUGGGCGGCAAUAAUGAAGAUUCUCAGUAUGCGCGACGCCAUAUCUGACCCAUUUACGACUUUAUCUUUUAAUGUGAAUUGUCCGCGUUUACAUACCUGGGGUAAUUCUUCGGUUAGUUUGUUCCUUCACGAGUGCCCGUCCCCAAGGUUAAGGGAUUCCCCACAAUAAAUAAAUCUUGAAACCUCUGUGGUCGGCUGCAUAUCAUAUUUAAAAACAAGACAAAUGAUGUUUGGGUUUCACAGUUUAUUAAUGUGCUUGUAUUAUGUUAAAUGGUGUCACUUUUAGAAGUCAAACUGUACGUCAAGACCUUGUCUUAACACUCAUCUGAUCCUGGUCCUAAGUUGAGCCUUUUUAUUUGGUUGUCAUAUUUAAUUUUUUGGAAUAAAUACUCAAUGUAUGAAA
Molecule: messenger RNA, 7467 nt
Organism: Labrus bergylta (ballan wrasse)
Lineage: Eukaryota; Metazoa; Chordata; Actinopteri; Labriformes; Labridae
Gene: ago3b
Product: argonaute RISC catalytic component 3b
Biological process (GO): regulation of stem cell proliferation; regulatory ncRNA-mediated post-transcriptional gene silencing
Molecular function (GO): RNA endonuclease activity; single-stranded RNA binding; protein binding
Source: RefSeq, a predicted model, not a curated record